Molecule: messenger RNA, 3018 nt
Organism: Symbiodinium natans
Lineage: Eukaryota; Dinophyceae; Suessiales; Symbiodiniaceae
Source: the annotation of a GenBank genome assembly
AUGGCUCUGAAAGCAUUCAUGUCACUUGCCGUGCUAGUGCGGCUCAUUGCUGCACGGUCUUGUGAGACCAAUGGUUCUGGCUGUGCCGUUCAAGGACCUGCCCUGUUGCAGCGCCAUCAUGCCCACGUGGAGAGUUCAGUCCAUGCUGAGACACGCGGGGGCCAUGCUGAGACUCGUUACGGAGCAGGCGAAACCCCUGGUGACAAGAUCAUUUCAGCGGUGGACCAGUGCCUGAGCGGCCGAGUGGCAAGUGCUGUCGGGGAUGAGAAGACGUUGCGGCGCCUGCACCUUGUCCGCACAGCGGAGAUCUUGACGAGGCUCCUGGAAUCCAACCUCAGCGUCUCGGUGCUCGGGCCUGGCUGGAUCGACUCGAUCGACUUUCAGCCCGUGAUCGACGCGGCACUCGUUGCCGGCCGUGAUGCGGCUCUCUUUCUGGCCCGGGAGGAGUUCGAGGAAGCGAUCGCAGAUUCCCUUGGCACCUCAAACUUAACAGAGGGAACGAUUCAGGAUUUCGCCAGCAAGAUUACACGCAUGGGGGAACUUUGUGGCCAGGGAGACGAGGCUCAGGCGCUUGCACGUGAUGAAGUGGAGCUUCUUUCAGGCAACAUCAGCAUCGAUGAGUCUCGUCUUGCGAUGGAAGUUGCUGAGUAUGUUGAAAACCUUUGUCGCUCAGAAGUCUUGGAUGUGGACUUCUUUGUCGGCAAGCUGGUCAUGACACCAGACUGCAGUCAUCUCAUGGACACUUCGCUUCUGUCUCACAUGACGCGUGAGACCCACAAGUUGGAGUACUAUGCAAAGUCGGCUCUUGUCCUCCACAGCUCAGAGAACAAGCUGGGCCAUUACUUUGUGCAGCACCUGCGUGGUGAGGUCAUGCCUGGAGAUUCCCAACUUGAGCGUGCUCUCCUGGAUGCUGCGCACUCUUCCGCACAACAGGGACAUGUCCUGUCCCAAUUGCGCUACAUUGAGGACAAGCACUUCCAACAUGUUUAUGGUAUGGCCUCAGCGAGGUACUGCGAUGCAAACGCGGAGCUUCUCCAGAAGUCUCCGGGGCACUGGAUCAGCAAGAACAGGGAGAUCCAGGACUACGUGGAUUGCCUGUGUAUCCGGCAUCUGCCAGCCCUUCUCUGUGACGCACAGCAUCGAGACGCACUCGAGAAAGUCAGACCUAUCUUGAUGGCCAAGCUGACGGAAGCAAAGGCGAAGAUGGACGUGACCACUGCGGCCACUGCGGCCACUGCACCAGUGUCACUGUUGCAAAAGACUUCGGCUGUGGGCUUUGGGCCUUGCCAGGACUCCGACGGCAAACCGACCGGCGUGGACUGCCAGCUAACCAUCAAUGGCGUCACUAUCAAUCGAGAGAAGGAGAUCCAGUUCGACCCCUACGCCAUGAUCGCCCCCUUCUUCGACCGAACGCAGAGUUGCAUCGAAGGCUCUUGCACUGCCUGCAUGGGCAUCAAGCCAGGCGAUCCUGUGGCCUUUUACCUCACGGUUGGCGCAGAUGGAGCCUGCAACGACCGUGGCAGCCUCUAUGCGGAGUUUCGCCUCUUCGCUCAAGUAGACAUGUGCCUAGGUGGCGUGAUCGGAGAGAUUGCAGAUGCGAUCGGAUGGGAUCACUGCAACACGGUGGGCACCCUGGAGUACUUCCCGUUCAUCAGUAAGAUGACCGUUGCCAUCGAGUUGCCGAUCCCUCUUCCUUUUCCUCUGAGUGUCAGGGCAUUCCUGGACUCCAAUUUGAGACUUGCCGCGCUGACCAAGGUUGUUCGGGACUAUUGCGAUGGAUUUUCCCACAGCCCCUCUGCACACUUCAACUGCCACUUCACCUUCCUCAAUGCCCAGGGCUUUACCUUCGUAGACAUCGGGGUCGAAAUUCUACUUGGAAUCAAGAUCCCAUUGCUCGGCACUAUUGGCAAGUGGGUGAAGAUUUUGGGCUUUGGCGUGGCGGAGGAGGAUAAAGCAAAGGAGAUUGCCAUGAACCGUGCGGAUGUGACUGUUGUCUUUGUUGGUAAGUCCAGCCACAAUCAGAAAUGCGGGGUGACCUACUCCAGUGUGGAUUGCGAGCCCUUCGCUGGUAACUUGGGCCACCGGGCGAAUCCUUCAGGAUCGGCGGACACCUUCGAGAUUACUCCGGGGACAACCGGCCCGAGGUCUCUGUGCAUUCGUCGCACAGACCAUUCAGCGGGCUGGGGCAUGAACCUGGAGAUCGCCUGCAAAGUCGACAACUCUCAACCAGGAAUCGGGAUCAUCACGCCCAUUGGCACGAGCAAGCAUGCAAAGAAGUGCCGGAUCCCUGAUGCGCCGGUGGAUUGUGCAGCAAAUUCUGGCAAUCCAGGCAAGCGGAUGGGCUUCGACAACCACCAGGAAGAGUACGUGGUGACGAAGGAUGGCGACUACAUCUGUGCCGAGGUUACGAACGCAAGGCGCCGCCGGCGAAGUGGAUGGAGCCUCAACUUGGCAAUUGAAUGUCCACAAAAUGGAGCGGAUUGGGACUGGAUUCCAAUGACCGUCCGUAUCGGACAAGGGCAGCACCAUUCAAAAUGUGUUUUUUCAGCCUACGAAAUGCAGUGUGACCGAAAUGCAGGAGAUCCUCACAAGCGGUUGGACCACUACAAGGAUGGGGUUGUGGACCAAUUCGACAUCACGACACAUCAUGCGGGGCGCUUUGUAUGCGCGAAGCGUAUUGAUGGUAGCCGCCGCCGCAGGGGCAGCAAGUGGGACCAAGAUCUGAAAAUCCAGUGCAGGGCCAAGAGAAAGUUUUACAAGGAUGUUCUGCAGGUCAGGAUUGGAAGCCAGCGCCGCAGACAGAAUGCCAGGUGUGUUGAAACACCGAAUCGCACUCCUGUGGAAUGCCUGAAGCAAGCUGGCGAAAGAGGCAAGCGGCUUAACUACGACAACAACGGCGACAACUUCGAGAUCUACACGCUCGCCAGUUCAGGCCAGCCGUACCGUGUUUGCGCAAAGCGCAUCGACAGAGGUGGAGGAUGGGGUUUGGACCUUAAGGUGGCUUGUGGUGUCCUGUGA